CCUAUGAAGCCUGCCCUGGGUGGAGGAAUUCGGUCGUUGAACCUUCACUGAGCACAAAUAUCUGCCAGGCACUACCCUGGGCGCCGUGGACACACCGGUAAACGAGCAGACAAGGGCCCUGCUCUCAAGUAGCUGAUAGUCUAGUGGGCGAAGCAGACUAUAAACAAGUUGGUCUCCGCUCAUGUCUUUUAAUCUUGAAGACUUCAAAAUACACCUGGAUCUACCACUCUUUUGGACAACAUCUCUACCAAGCAAUAAAUUACCCACUGUACUCUUAUAUUAUAGAAGUUUUUGAGUUCUCCAAAUCUAAUCAAGAUUUCCUUCCAUUUUCCCAUGAAGCCACAUUAUUGCUUAUUCACUUUAGUGGUGAGUGUUAUUGUGCCAGCUGCUUUUGUUUUGGAAGAUGUGGACUUCAACCAAAUGUCCCCACUGGGAGCAAAUCAUAGUUCUUACAAUGCUUCAUUUCCCCUAAGCUUUGAACUCUCAGCAAAUUCCCACUCAGGUGAUGAUGUCAUCAUAGCCAAAGAGGGAACUAGCGUUUCAAUCGAGUGUCUUCUCACAGUUGGUCACAAUGAAGAUGUCCAUUGGUACAACUCAAAAGGACAACAGCUGGAUGGCAGAGGCAGAGGUGGAAAAUGGUUGGUUUCUGAUAACUUCCUAAACAUCACCAACGUAGCCUUUGAUGACCGUGGGCUCUAUACAUGUUUCGUCACCUCUCCAAUUCGUGCCUCCUACUCUGUCACCCUACGAGUCAUCUUCACCUCAGGAGACAUGAGUGUCUACUAUAUGAUUGUUUGCCUGAUUGCCUUUACAAUCACUCUUAUCUUGAAUGUCACACGGCUGUGCAUGAUGAGCAGCCAUCUUCGCAAGACUGAGAAGGCCAUCAAUGAAUUCUUCAGAACUGAAGGGGCUGAGAAACUUCAGAAGGCCUUUGAGAUUGCAAAACGCAUCCCCAUCAUCACCUCAGCCAAGACUCUGGAGCUCGCCAAAGUCACACAAUUUAAGACCAUGGAGUUUGCUCGUUAUAUUGAAGAACUGGCAAGAAGCGUUCCUCUUCCACCCCUUAUUCUAAACUGUCGGGCCUUUGUUGAGGAGAUGUUUGAGGCUGUGCGAGUGGAUGACCCUGAUGACCUGGGAGAAAGAAUUAAAGAGAGACCUGCCUUGAAUGCUCAAGGUGGCAUCUAUGUCAUUAACCCAGAGAUGGGGCGGAGUAAUUCACCAGGAGGAGAUUCAGAUGAUGGUUCUCUGAAUGAACAGGGCCAGGAGAUAGCAGUUCAGGUUUCUGUCCACCUUCAGUCAGAGACCAAAAGUAUUGACACAGAUUCUCAAGACAGCAGUCAUUUCAGCCCGCCUGAUGAUACAGGAUCAGCCGAAUCUAACUACAAAGGUGGGGCAUAUGAAAACUGUUAGCUAUGAGCUAUCACUAUAACUAUAAUAACAGUUCUCAGAAAAGGAACCUAUUUCUUGGAGGAAAUUACAUUUUUACCAAAAGGUGAUCGGGUUUUCCCUUUGUUAAUAUUAAGCACAUCAGAACAUGAAUUGCCAAAAUCUUUGUGAAAAUGCAGUGUUUUCCUAUAUAAUAUUUCUCAGUCAUUUUCCUUGAGCUUGAUUAAGUGAUGCAUGUUAGGAUUUAAAGGAGCCUAAGAGCUAAACAUGAUUGGUAAAGUACUGAACUAAGAGUCUCAUGGUUUCUCUUCUGGUCGCAGAUCUUCCAUUGGUUAGAUCUGACACUUAUCUUGAGGCCUCAGUGUUCCCAUCAAUAAAAUAAGGGAUUUGCAUUAAAUAAGAUCUAAAGUUGUUUCUAGCCCAAUAACUACUUACCCAUCAGCUUUAAACUACCAAAAUUUUUAGCACAUCUCUAAGAGAACCUUUCCCUAGACUUUUAGUC
This is a messenger RNA of Galeopterus variegatus (Sunda flying lemur), 1888 nucleotides long. RefSeq names its product microfibrillar-associated protein 3 (gene MFAP3). The record is from RefSeq and is a predicted model, not a curated record. Gene Ontology annotation, cellular component: external side of plasma membrane; membrane raft. Gene Ontology annotation, molecular function: protein tyrosine kinase binding; MHC class II protein binding. The transcript is spliced from 3 exons. Gene Ontology annotation, biological process: positive regulation of ERK1 and ERK2 cascade; T cell activation; interleukin-15-mediated signaling pathway. The coding region runs from base 334 to 1410 and encodes 358 amino acids. NCBI's taxonomy places the organism in Eukaryota, Metazoa, Chordata, Mammalia, Dermoptera, Cynocephalidae.